AUGCAGCCCUUCGUCUACAUUGCGCUUCCCGCGCGCGUCGUCUUUGGCUUUGGAACGGCCAAGCAGGUUGCGCAGGAGGUGACCCGGCUCGGUUGCAGUCGAGCGCUUGUCCUGACGACGCCGCAGCAGGUUGCUGCCGGCGAGCAAGUCCAGGCAGACUUGGGAGACCUAAACGUUGGCAUCUACUCGAAAGCAGCCAUGCAUACGCCGCUUGAGGUCACCCUUGAUGCUCUCGCUCAGGCGAAGGCUUUGGGCGCGGACUGCUGUGUCGCUGUAGGAGGCGGCUCGACCAUCGGUCUCGCAAAAGCUCUAGCGCUUCACUCGGCUAAUUCCGCCAAACUCAAGAUUGUCGCCAUUCCUACGACUUAUGCUGGCUCGGAAGCAACACCCAUCAUCGGGCAGACGGAGGUCUUGCCUGAAGCCAUCGUCUACGACGUCGAGUUGACACUCUCUCUCCCCCCUCAAAUGACCGUUACCUCCGGCCUCAACGCAAUCGCCCAUGCCGUCGAAGCCCUCUGGGCCGUCGAAGCAAACCCGAUCAUCUCGAGCCUCGCUAUCCAGGGCAUCAAAGCCAUUGCUCGCUCGCUGCCGCUCAUCAAAGCUGGCCCGCAGUCCAAGGACGGAAGAGCGGAUGCGCUUUUUGGCGCCUGGGCGUGCGGAACCUGCUUGGGUGCUGUCGGGAUGAGCUUACAUCAUAAGCUCUGCCACACUCUCGGAGGCUCCUUCAACAUGCCGCACGCCGAAACGCACACCGUCAUUCUCCCUCACGCCGUCGCCUACAACGCACCCUUCGCGGCAGAUGCCGUCUCAAGCGUCGCGAAAGCGCUCGGCGUGGCAAACGCUUCCCAAGGCUUGUACGACCUCGCGAAGGAGAACGGUGCGCCUUACUCGCUCAAGGCACUCGGCUUCAAGGAGGAGGACCUCGAGCGAGCAGCGGAGCUUGCUGCCAGCGCGCCUUACCCGAAUCCUGCCCCGCUGAAGAAGGAGAAGCUGCUUGCGCUCCUCCGCAACGCGUAUGAAGGAGUCCGUCCUUUGUAA
Messenger RNA from Rhodotorula toruloides NP11, 1038 nucleotides. Its product is annotated as iron-containing alcohol dehydrogenase. Gene Ontology annotation, molecular function: metal ion binding; alcohol dehydrogenase (NAD+) activity; maleylacetate reductase activity. Bases 1 to 1038 code for a protein of 345 amino acids. Lineage: Eukaryota; Fungi; Basidiomycota; Microbotryomycetes; Sporidiobolales; Sporidiobolaceae. The transcript is spliced from 10 exons. The record is from RefSeq and is a predicted model, not a curated record.